UUUUUAACACAUGUGCCGUUUAAUAGACAAUAGUUAAAAAGGAAAAUGCGGAACUUAAAAUUAAAAUAUUCUCAACAAUUCAAUACCAACAUAAAGAACGCAAAAUUUUUACUUUUGAAUCCAAAUGUUGACGACAAAGCUAAUAACGAGCGUUUUGUAGUAACUUCAGAUAAGUUGUACUCCUUGCGUUUAAGAGAAAAUCAAUUACCGAAAGUUAUAAUUGAGGUCCCAAAUAUUGUUGAUGCAGAAUAUUUAGCUUUGGAUAAUGUGAUAUGCUUGGCUACGGGCGGUGGGGAAGUUUUGCUAGUAAAUCUGCAGACAUCGUCUGCCAGUGAGGGUACGUUUUGCGAUGUGGGCAUUGAGCGGAUGGUUUGGAGUCCGGACCAAGAUGUUGUUGUUUUUGUUACUCGUGAAUAUAACGUAGUAGCAAUGACUUACAACUUCGACGUACUUACUGAACACGCUUUGAAGGAAGUUGACGCUGAAGCGGAAAAUAAAUUUGUAAACGUUGGUUGGGGCAAGAAAGAGACUCAGUUUCAUGGCUCAGAAGGAAAACAAGCAGCCAAGAAGAAAUCAAAUGAAGAAUUGCAUGUUGUUAUCGAUCAAUUGCCACAGAAUAUUGAAAUCACUUGGCGUGCAGAUGGUGCUUACUUUGCAAUCUCGUAUGUUUGUUUAUCGCAAGGUCGUACCUUCAAAAUUUUCGAUAAAGAAGGUACUUUACAAUUUAAAGCUGAAAAGCAAUUUGGUUUAUUACCUUGUAUAGCGUGGAGACCAUCGGGCAAUUGGUUAGCUGUCCCUCAAAAGUUACCCAACAAAAGUGUGAUGGCUUUAUUUGAGAAAAAUGGUUUGCGCCAUCGCGAAAUAGUUUUAACAUUUGAUUUGGAAACGAAUCCCAUCAAGAACGUGAAAUGGAGUUCAGAUUCCGAAGUACUCUCCAUAGAAACAGCAAAAGGCUUUUAUAUAUACACCAUAAAUAAUUAUCAUUGGUAUUUGAAGCAAGUUUUAGCAUCCGAACAAUAUCAUGAAGUAAUCUUAUUUGAAUGGGAUCAGCGGAUCGAUGAGGAGAAAACUUGUCAUAUCAUGCUAAUUAAUGGUGAUUAUUUCACAUUUAAAUGGCAUUGGGUAGUCGAUGGUCAUAUGCCAUCCGGUUUAGUUACCGUUAUUGAUGGCCAACGUUUGCUGUUGACAAAUUUCUCAAAGGCUAUCAUCCCACCGCCGAUGUCUAAUCGUGAAUUGCAACUUGAAGGACAAUUUUAUAUUUCUUCAGUAAUAGUGAAGGCUGUAAAAGAUAUGAUUUAUCUAUGUAUGUAUGAUUCAGGACAUAAUUUGCACUUCUACGUGGCUGAAACAGAGUUACCAUUGCUAUUCAAAAAGAUUUGCGAAACGCCAUUCACAGCUACAAGUUCAGAAUCUUCAAUGCGUCUGAACUGCAUUCAAUGGUUUGAUUACAGUGAAGCGUUAAGUGUAAUUUUCAACCAUACCAAAGAAAAUACAACGUAUUUACAUAGAUUAACAGCGGAUGAAGAAGAUCAGCCAUAUUGCGAUUACAACGUUGAAGGCACAAUAAUUGCACUCGCAAAAUGUGAAACCAUAAAAAAUCAAUGGAUUUAUCAAACUUUAGAAGAUGGAGCACUGAAAACAUUAACUUUAGGAACGAGUUCUAUUAAAGGUACGCAGCUACAUGUGCAAUUGAAUUACAUCGCAGAGAAACUAGAAGUGAUUAGCAGAGAUAAUCAUACCGACUUCAUUUCCGUUGUUUUAACAACUAAUCGAUGUUUAUACGUUGAUAAGGAGUGUUUGGCAACGGAUGUAACUUCAUUUUGUCAAACUGGAAAUUAUUUGUUAUUUACUAAGUUGGCUUCUCUGCACUUUGUAAGGUUGGCAGAUUUACGUAUAAUAGAUGAACGUCGCUUGGAAAGGGGUUCAAAACUAGUGACAGCGAUUUCAGAAUUAGGUAGAGUCGUUUUACAAAUGCCACGUGGUAAUCUGGAAGUGAUCAAUCCUAGAGUCUUAUCUUUAGAGCUGAUUAAUGAUCUGUUAAAGCCGUCAAACCGUUAUUAUCGCUUAGCAUUUGACAUGUUACGUAAACAACGAAUCAAUUUAAAUAUCAUCUGCGAUCAUAAUAUAAAAGAUUUUCUUGAUAAUUUAGAUGUAUUUUUAAAGGAAAUACAAAAUCCGAAUUGGUUAAAUCUAUUCAUAAGUGAUCUACAAAACGAGGACUUCACCAAAACCAUGUACGCUAGUAGUUAUAAAGAAAAUUUGCAAAGCUAUCCUGGAGAUUUUCAGAUCGAAAACAAAGUAUCCUAUGUUUGCAAGGCUUUGUUAUCGCAUAUGGAAGCUUCUAGCGAGAAACGCUAUUGUCUACCAAUACUUACGGCCUAUGUUAAAAUGGAUCAAUUGGAAAAAGCUUUACUAUUAAUUUGGGAGGAAAAAAGGCGCCAUUGCUUUGAUGAGUCAGAAGAAACGGAGGAAGCAUUGAGAUAUCUCCUAUAUCUGGUAGAUGUUAAUGAAUUGUUCAACGUGGCUUUGGGAACAUACGAUUUCGGUUUAGUUUUAUUUGUUGCUAAGAAGUCGCAAAAAGACCCUAAAGAAUUUUUGGCUAUGCUCAAUGAGUGGAAAAAGUAUAAGAACGACAAUUAUUGCAAAUUUAAAAUUGAUGAAUAUCUAAAACGUUAUGAGAAAGCUAUACAGCACUUGGCCAAAUGCGGUGCAGAACAUUUUGAAGAAGGUUUAACGUUCAUCAAAAACAAAAAGCUCUUCAUUCAAGCUCUAGUAUUAUACAAACAUGAUAAUGAAAAGCAUAAAACCAUAUGUUUAGCCUAUGCUGACUAUCUUCGCGCUCAAAGUAAACUAGAAGAUGCCAGUAUUAUGUACGAAAGAGGGGGUAAUCUCGCGCAAGCCCUACAAAGUGCAAAACACAUAUUAAAUUGGCAAAGAGUGUUACUGUUGGCGAGAAAACUAAAAGAAGACAUGGCCGUUGUGGCGAAGUCUCUGAUCAAUCCCUUGGAAGAACAAGGAAAAUUUGAAGAAGCCUACGAUAUAUCCAAAGCAUACGGCAAUAAUUUUAAGCAAUCGCUUGAGAUCCUUGUUAGAGGCAAAAUUUUCCUUAAGGCUAUUUUUGAAGCUGAAAUGCGGGAUGACAGCCUUCUAGAUACGCUUAUUAAAAUGGAGUUGUUAUUACAUUGCAAUCAUUUAAUGGCAUCUUUAUUGUCUGAUAAAGAGUUGUUUCUCAGUUACAAGGAACGUUUAUUGGCAGUACGUGUAAAACGUUUAAAAAAAGUAGAGAUGCUUUAUGGUGAAGGUGCAAAUCAAACGCUUAUGAAUGACAAUGAUUUAUUAUCAGAUACCAGCAGUUUGUACUCUUCGCGUUAUACAACCAGCUCUCAAAAUACUCAAAACACUGGAAAAACUUUCCGCUCGAGUAAAAAUCGCAGAAAACAUGAACGUAAAUUGUUGAGUUUAAAGCCAGGCAAUCCAUUUGAAGAUAUUGCUCUUAUUGAUGCUCUGUACAAUCUUAUCGUAAAAUGUUUUAAUCAACAACAAAGUAUUCGUGAUACAUGCAAAGCUUUAAUAAUGCUUGUAGAUCACGACGCUGAGGCUAUUAAAUUGCAAAAACAAUUCAAGCAGUUAUUGACCGUAAUGCAGGAUUCAUUAGAUGAAAUUUGGAUACCUGAAAUAAGAACAACUUCUGAAUUUCUACAAGGACCCAAUAUCGAUUAUACUCAGCUGCAAAACGAACAGCGUUAUGCUAUGAUAGAUCCCUUGAAACGAUUUAAACCACAACUUAGUAUCAGCGAUUGGGAAUACGAAAUAUUGAAAGCAUAAUUUUAAUUUUCUUGUUAAAAAGCCAUAAUUACGAAAUUUUUUACCAUACGUUGUAGUUGAUUGCUCGUUAAAACAAGUGAGAAAGUUUUAUUCGGGUAGGCCCGAAUCUCGCAUACCCACCGCAAAUAUAAUCUUUGACGUCCCACGCUUUUGUUUAUGUUUAUAAAAAAAUGAAUGGGAUAAAAUUUAUAUGCAAUCUUCUUCAGAUUCUUAAGAAAAAUUUAAUCAUAAUUAACGUAGAGUUUUCAUACUUAGCUUGUCGACUUUUACUCUUCAAGUCCUUUUAUUUGACAUUCAUAUCGACGGUAUUGUGGUGAAAAAAUUAAAAUUUAAAAGGAUUAAUAAUUAAAAGGUCGUGUUGUCCAUCAUUUAUCUCAUGAUUAAUAUGCAUAAAAUCCCAAAAAAAAAGUGAAAAAAAACAAUUUAACCGCAGUGUGUGGGUAUAGAUGAUUCUUCCAAUUUUUACACAUAAAUAGUAGAAUUAUCCGUAAAGAAAAUGUAGAAAAUUUCAACCUUUUUUUUCUUUCU
Glossina fuscipes is the source of this 4353-nucleotide messenger RNA. RefSeq names its product putative elongator complex protein 1 (gene Elp1). The transcript has 7 exons. Gene Ontology annotation, molecular function: tRNA binding. Bases 46 to 3825 code for a protein of 1259 amino acids. Gene Ontology annotation, biological process: tRNA wobble base 5-methoxycarbonylmethyl-2-thiouridinylation. The record is from RefSeq and is a predicted model, not a curated record. Gene Ontology annotation, cellular component: cytosol; elongator holoenzyme complex. NCBI's taxonomy places the organism in Eukaryota, Metazoa, Arthropoda, Insecta, Diptera, Glossinidae.